Messenger RNA from Aspergillus calidoustus, 204 nucleotides. Lineage: Eukaryota; Fungi; Ascomycota; Eurotiomycetes; Eurotiales; Aspergillaceae. The record is from the annotation of a GenBank genome assembly.
AUGGGGACUAACACAAACGUCGAACUUCUCAAAGCUGAGGUCAAUCAGGACGAGGAGAGCUUCUUUAGCAACCCCGUUCAUGGCAAAUUCACCAAAUACAUUACUAUUGAGCCUGAUUUGUAUUCGGCAGACAUCUGCUUCGAACUGACUUUCCGCACCGUUCUCCCCGAUCUUCCGGAACGACGGGCUCGUGGCGAGGAAUGA